CCAACAAAUCUUCUCUAACUAUCUAUACUGAUGGUUCUAUCCAACAGAUGAACACAAACUUUGUCAAAUACGGUUCCGCCUGGACAACAUGGUCACCUGGCAUCAAUCAAACUGGUGCCCCAUCACAAU
Molecule: messenger RNA, 129 nt
Organism: Ambispora gerdemannii
Lineage: Eukaryota; Fungi; Glomeromycota; Glomeromycetes; Archaeosporales; Ambisporaceae
Source: the annotation of a GenBank genome assembly